This is a messenger RNA of Didymella exigua CBS 183.55, 1135 nucleotides long. RefSeq names its product low affinity copper transporter. Lineage: Eukaryota; Fungi; Ascomycota; Dothideomycetes; Pleosporales; Didymellaceae. Gene Ontology annotation, biological process: intracellular copper ion homeostasis; copper ion transmembrane transport. Bases 380 to 931 code for a protein of 183 amino acids. Gene Ontology annotation, molecular function: copper ion transmembrane transporter activity. Gene Ontology annotation, cellular component: plasma membrane. The transcript is spliced from 3 exons. The record is from RefSeq and is a predicted model, not a curated record.
CGCUGCAUUACCAUAGGCUUGAUCCGACACAACUUAGAUUAUACGGUAACCGCCGAAAGACGAGGUGACUGCAUGCCACCCCCCAGUUGCGCACUUUACAAAAAUGCCGAGCACUCGCCAUUGGUUCUGCGGCAGGUGGCACCGCGGGCAGCCCACGUUUAGAUCUUACACACUCCACGCAUCAGCCCAGGCUUGUCAACCCUUGACUGUCGCAACAACCUUCGCAUUCGAGCGCUUCUGUCUGUAGAGCACCGCACAAACGAAAUUUGCUAUCAUAUGCGUUAAUGCUAAGACUUCAUUGUAACCAGCGAAGUGGAGUUUACAGCACUACAUCUUGGUACUUGAACCGAUCGCCGUCCAGUACUACACAAAAGCAGGCAUGGACAUGAGCGGCAUGGACAUGGGAAGCACGACCUCGAGCCACACUGGCAUGACCAUGACCUUCUUCACGGCAACAAAUACGCCUCUGUACUCGGAAGCAUGGACGCCUCAGAAUGCUGGACAGUAUGCUGGAACAUGCAUCUUCCUCAUCAUUCUGGCCAUUACACUCCGCGGCAUCUUCACAGCUAGGAGCUUCCUCGAGACGAAGGCAUUGGAAGCGGCGAUGAAGCGCCGCUACGUCGUUGUCGCAGGCGAGAAGACAAUUGCAGAGCAGGUGAAUGACGCGAGCUCGAUGACCGGUAUCUUGACUUCGAACGGCAUGGAAGAGAACGUACGGAUAGUGUCAGCGCCUGCGAAGCUUAUCCAGCCCUGGAGGUUCAGCGUCGACCUUCCGCGAGCUGGUCUGAUGAUGGUUGCGACGGGUGUUGGUUAUCUUCUUAUGCUGGCGGUCAUGACUUUCAACGUCGGUUACUUUUUGUCUAUUCUUGCAGGCACCUUCAUUGGAGAACUGGCUCUGGGUCGUUUCAGCCAUGCGAACAUGGCAAUGUAGAAGCUUUUGAGCAUCUGUGUAUUUGGACCGUUGUCUAGCAAUCUAAGGCAACCACAUACCACUUUAAUACAUUAAUCUGACCAAGAUAAAGAGCCUGGGGCUGGUGUUGAAGCUCAUGAUCUCUAAAUCGCGAUAUAUUCGCCGUGCACAAAGAACGAGUCCUUGUCCAGCAAUAUGUAGAUCUAUUGAAUCAGGGUAUCCCGC